GACAAUAAUAACACACACAGCUCCAACCUCUCGAUCAUACCAAAAACAUCGUUAAUGGGAGGCCACAAUUCCAAAGAUAACAAAACGCAACUCUCACUCUCUGAACCAAAACCAGCCAUGGAUACAACCACCCAGCUUCAAACCACUGAUUCAACUACUGAACCAGGUCCAGCAUGGUCAGCUCUUCUCGGAGAAAGCAACUGGACCGGCCUCCUCGAUCCUUUGGACCUCCACCUCCGAACCCUGAUCCUCCGUUGCGGCGACUUCUGCCAGGGGACCUACGACGCCUUCAACAACGACGCCAACUCUAAGUACGCCGGGUCCAGCCGCUACGGCCACGCCAACUUUUUCGACAAAGUGAUGCUCCAAGACGCUGCCAACUACGAAAUCGCUUCCUUCCUCUACGCCACCGCGCAGGUCAGCGUCCCGGAGGCCUUCCUCCUCCACUCCAUGUCCCGCGAGUCGUGGGACCGCGAGUCCAACUGGAUCGGCUACGUAGCCGUCACCACCGACGAGUUCAGCAAGUCCAUCGGCCGCCGUGAGAUCUACGUAGCCUGGCGCGGUACCACCCGCAACUACGAGUGGAUCAAUGUGCUCGGCGCUGAGCUCGUUUCCGCCGAGCAGCUGCUCAACCCGGAGAACAACAACACAGUCAACAAGGAUGUAAAGCAAACCACUGAAGGCGAAGGAGGAACAAGCAGCAGCAGUGAUGACGAGGAGGAAGACAAGAUACCGAAAGUGAUGAGGGGCUGGCUGUCCAUGUAUACUUCCGACGACUCGAAAUCUUCCUUCACCAAACUGAGCGCUAGAGUUCAGCUGGUGACGAAGAUCAACGAGCUGAGGGAGAAGUACAAAGGUGAGAACCUAAGCAUAGCCUUAACCGGGCACAGCCUCGGCGCCAGUCUCGCUAUCGUGAGCGCAUUUGACCUGGUGGAGAACGGAGUCUCCGACAUUCCGGUGGCUGCUUUCGUCUUCGGGUCUCCGCAAGUCGGGAACAAAGCCUUCAAGACCAGAAUAAGCAACCACCCCAACCUGAAGAUCAUGCACAUAAAGAACACCAUCGACGUGAUUCCGCACUAUCCGGGGAGGAUAUUGGGGUACCGGUACAUAGGGACCGAGGUUGUGAUCGACACAAGGAAGUCGCCGUACUUGAAGGACUCGAAGGAAAUGGGAGACUGGCACAACUUGCAGGCGAUGCUGCAUAUAGUGGCGGGGUGGAACGGGCAGGAGGGUGAGUUUGAGCUCAAGGUGAAGAGGAGUGUGGCUUUGGUGAACAAGUCGUGUGACUUUCUUAAGCCGGAGUGUUCAGUGCCGGCCAUGUGGUGGGUUGAGAAGAAUAAAGGGAUGGUGAGGGAUGAGAGUGGGGAGUGGGUACAGGCUCCGCCGGCAGAUGAGGACCUUCCGGUACCGGAAUAUUGACUGAUGGUGAUGGAAUGGUAGGUGAGUCAAUGCUGGAAGACAACGUUAUUGAAAAUGUGUUGAUAAGCCAGUAUAGUUGUGCUAUGAAUUGAUUGGCUCCUAUUAUGUUGUCUGUCGAUUUGUGUAGAUGCAAUACUUUAUCAUCCACAAGGAUAUGUUCUUUACCAAUUUGUCUAUAAUGCUUGUUUGUAUUUUAU
This is a messenger RNA of Argentina anserina (silverweed cinquefoil), 1616 nucleotides long. RefSeq names its product phospholipase A1-IIdelta. Bases 55 to 1419 code for a protein of 454 amino acids. Gene Ontology annotation, molecular function: glycerophospholipid phospholipase A1 activity. Gene Ontology annotation, biological process: lipid metabolic process. The record is from RefSeq and is a predicted model, not a curated record. The transcript has a single exon. Lineage: Eukaryota; Viridiplantae; Streptophyta; Magnoliopsida; Rosales; Rosaceae.